Molecule: messenger RNA, 1803 nt
Organism: Neogale vison (American mink)
Lineage: Eukaryota; Metazoa; Chordata; Mammalia; Carnivora; Mustelidae
Gene: SLC16A6
Product: solute carrier family 16 member 6
Exons: 6
Coding region: 181-1752 (523 amino acids)
Biological process (GO): monocarboxylic acid transport; transmembrane transport
Molecular function (GO): monocarboxylic acid transmembrane transporter activity
Source: RefSeq, a predicted model, not a curated record
UGCGGGCCGGGCGCCCGGUGCUCACCCGCCGGAGCCAAUUUGCGGUAGGCUCGGGCCCACGCCUUAAGGGGUUAAACCUUUCUCAUGUUACCGAGCGGCUUAUAAGGAGGGGGAGGCCAAGCCUCCGCCUUAUUGGGAGCCUUUUGGGGUUUAUUCUCUUCCCUUCUAACUUGAUUAAGAAUGACCCAAAAGACAUCACAGCUUUGUUCCACAGCCAAUGUUUAUACUCAAGUGCCUGAUGGAGGAUGGGGCUGGGUGGUAGCUGUGUCUUUUUUCUUCGUUGAAGUCUUUACCUACGGCAUCGUCAAGUCAUUUGGCGUCUUCUUUAAUGACUUAAUGGACAGUUUUGAUGAAUCUAACAGCAGGAUCUCCUGGGUCAUAUCAAUAUGUGUAUUUGUCUUAACAUUUACAGCUCCCCUCUCUGCUGUCCUGAGCACCCGUUUCGGACACCGUCUGGUGGUGGUGGCCGGGGGCCUGCUUGUCAGCACAGGAAUGGUGACGGCCUCCUUCUCCCGGGAGCUCUACCACAUGUAUAUCUCGAUCGGCGUCGUCUCCGGUUUGGGAUACUGCUUUAGCUUCCUACCAACUGUCACCAUCUUAUCUCAGUACUUUGACAAGAAGCGCUCCAUGGUCACUGCAGUUGCUUCCACGGGAGAAUGCUUCGCGAUGUUCGCUUUCGCCCCAGCGAUCACGGCGCUGAAGGACAGCAUCGGCUGGAGGUACAGCCUCCUCUUCGUGGGCCUGCUGCAGCUCAACAUUGUCGUCUGUGGGGCGCUGCUGAGACCAAUUGUCAUACGAGGACCCGGGUCCCCGAAAGCAGCCACCCACGAGGGUCGGAAAGAAGUGCAGUAUAUGCUCGAGAAUGAGAAAACACGCACCUCAAUAGACUCCAUUGACUCAGGAGUAGAACUAACUACCUCACCAAAAAAUGUGCCUAGUCACGCCAACACAGAACUGGGACCAAAGGGCGACACACAGCAGGUCCUCGUGGGGAUGGGCUCCAAGCCAAGCCACCAGACAGCCCCUUUGUUAGACUUCUCAAUCUUGAAAGACAGAAGUUUUAUCUGUUACGCGUUGUUCGGUCUGUUUGCCACCCUGGGGUUCUUCGCGCCUUCCCUGUACAUCAUCCCCUUGGGCAUCAGCCUGGGCAUUGAGCAGGAGCGGGCUGCUUUUCUGUUAUCCACGAUGGCCAUUGCCGAAGUUUUCGGAAGGAUCGGAGCCGGCUGUGUGCUCAGCCGGGAGCCCAUCCGCAAGAUCUACAUCGAGCUCAUCUGCGUUGUCUUGCUGAUGGUGUCUCUGUUUGCCUUCACUUUCGCCGCCGAGUUCUGGGGUCUCAUGUCAUGUAGCAUCUUUUUUGGGUUCAUGGUUGGAACAGUUGGGGGAACCCACAUUCCGCUGCUCGCCGAAGACGAUGUCGUGGGAAUCGAGAGGAUGUCUUCUGCUGCUGGAGUGUAUGUCUUCAUUCAGAGCAUAGCAGGCCUGGCCGGACCACCCCUUGCAGGGCUGCUGGUGGACCAGAGCAAGAUGUACAGCCGCGCCUUCUACUCCUGCGCCGCCGGCAUGGCCGUGGCUGCCGUGUGCCUCGCCCUCGUGAGACCGUGUAAAACGGGACUGUGCCAGGGUCACCCUGCGGGUGAAGGACAGGCAGAGAGUCCUCGUGGGAAAGCUUUACAAGACAUACCUGAAGACUUUCUGGAAAUGGACCUUGGGAAAAAUGAGCAUAAAGGUCACGUGAAAACGGAGCCAGUGUGACAGGCUCCCGGGCAGGGCCGCCACCCUGCUGGCCCGGAGGCAGGUGGAUGG